Molecule: messenger RNA, 545 nt
Organism: Gordionus sp. m RMFG-2023
Lineage: Eukaryota; Metazoa; Nematomorpha; Gordioida; Chordodea; Parachordodidae
Product: biogenesis of lysosome-related organelles complex 1 subunit 2-like
Exons: 4
Coding region: 57-404 (115 amino acids)
Biological process (GO): lysosome localization; endosomal transport
Cellular component (GO): gamma-tubulin complex; BORC complex; BLOC-1 complex
Molecular function (GO): gamma-tubulin binding
Source: RefSeq, a predicted model, not a curated record
CUGAGUCCAAUCAUACAGGUCAUUUUAUAGUAUCUUCAAUAUAGUGGUUGGUUACAAUGGAUAAUAAUUCUGAAAAAGAUAAAAUUAAAUUAUAUUCAGAGCAAACUUUUUCAAAGAUAAAGAGUUGUAUAGAGAGCGAAAUUUUACUAGCUAAUAAAGAGACUGACGUUCUUAAGAAAGCAAACAAUUUAUUAUCUCAAAAGUAUAAUCAAAUGGAAGCAUCACUUUCGAAAAUUAAUGAUUUUUCACAUGAAUUAUUAAAAAAAUAUAAAAAUGUCAUGCCCCUAUUACAACAAAUUGAUACUUUAGAAACAAAUAUCAUCGCUUUAGAAAAUAUUGUCUUUAAACUACAAGAUUAUAGCAAGCAAUUAGAAACUACAUUUAAGCAAAGCGAAAAAAUAUGAACAUCCGGUUAUUCAACUGCCAUUUAAUAAAACAACAUUUGAUUUUGCCAUUCAAAUGAAACAACAUACAAACAACACAUAAUUUAUUAUAAUUAAUAUAGUAUUUAUUAUAUAAUAUAGACCAUAAUUUAUAAGAUAAAU